Myxocyprinus asiaticus (Chinese sucker) is the source of this 3336-nucleotide messenger RNA. It is a transcript of the gene cd4-1, whose product is annotated as CD4-1 molecule. Gene Ontology annotation, biological process: interleukin-15-mediated signaling pathway; T cell activation; positive regulation of ERK1 and ERK2 cascade. Bases 289 to 1719 code for a protein of 476 amino acids. Gene Ontology annotation, cellular component: external side of plasma membrane; membrane raft. Lineage: Eukaryota; Metazoa; Chordata; Actinopteri; Cypriniformes; Catostomidae. Gene Ontology annotation, molecular function: protein tyrosine kinase binding; MHC class II protein binding. The record is from RefSeq and is a predicted model, not a curated record. The transcript is spliced from 11 exons.
AUACCACAGACAGACAGAUGUGUGUAGAGCUGUGCGAAUCACGUUGCAGUUUCCUGUUCUGUGUGUAUGACAGAUUGUGUUUGGAAGAAAAUGUCAGUGUAGCUCUCUGAUCCUGAACAGAACACACACUGCCAAUCAGACAGAGGGGAGGCGUCAGCAAAGUUUAAGUAGAAAUAUUUUGGCCAGUAAGUGAACAUAUCCGCUGCACAACUUUGAAGAGGAGCGAUACAGUGUUUUGCUCAAAAGAUCAACCUUGGCCCUUUCUCCAUCUGUUCUGAGGACAGAAUAAUGCUGUGUUGGAUACUAAUAUCCCUGCUUCUCCAAUUUCUCAAAGCACAAGAAAUCCCCAUGAUAAUUUACGCUCAGGAAGGAGGGACUGUUACCCUACCCAGAGACAAAAGGGCAAAUGAAGAGAAUGUUUAUGUGAACUGGUACUAUAAGUCAGAUAGCAAAGAAAUUAUCAGCAGGAAUCCUCAGAGUGGGAUCCAAAAGGGGACCUGGAUGCGCGCCUCUCUGUUACCAGAUUUCUCUCUACAAAUCUCACCAGUGGAGGAUUCGGAUUUUGAAAUUUUUCGCUGUGAACAAUACGUAUUGAUGGAAAAGUUUACCAAGACCUACAGACUGUACCGCGUGUCUAUACCCAAAGUGCCGGCUGUGAUGGUUGGUGCCUCUCUGACUCUGAACUGUGAAGUGGAAGCCAGUACAGUUCUUAGUCUCACAACUGUAACUUGGAUUCCACCUAAAAACUCAGCAUGUGAACUAAGAAUUUCUUAUAAUAAAAAUAAAAUUUUGGUUGAAGAGGUGCCCGGUUGCGCCAGUGGUGUUUGGACAUGCAAGGUGAAGUAUAAAAGGCAAGAAGCAGAAGCAACAACGACUGUUUCUGUUAUAGAUCUCGCCCCUUCUCCACCAGAUCCCAUUUAUACCUCUGUAUCAUACCACCCCUCUACAGUCGACAUCCCUUGUUCUUUGACCUCUAACAUCCCCUGGUCCAUCUUAACUGAUAAAGGUCUCCUGGGGGGUAGCUGGAGCUUCACUUCUUUUAGUGACCAAAACAAUCAGACUACAAAAUCUCUUCUCAGCCUAAGUUUUCGUCCAACAAUUACAUGGAACGUCACAAAUGGCGCACCCAUUACUGUCCAGGGAAGAGAGUUGAAAGACCAGGACCUAUCAAUUCAUAAGCUGCCUGUAUCGGAGAAGAUCAGGGGGGUGUACACCUGUAGUCUGAAGUUCACGAGCAAUACCCUCAGCAGGAGCGUACAAGUGGAGGUUCUGCAGGUGACCUCUUCUCCGAGUUCUCGUGAAUAUGAAGGUGUAAGUGUGAAUCUGACAUGCACAUUAGGAAAUCCUAUGACCUCUGACCUCGAGGUGAAAUGGAAAUGUCCAUCUUGCUCCACUCUUCCCUCACUCAGCUCCUCUCCUCACCCUGCUUCUCUGUCCAUCCCUGAAGUGAGACUGCAGAACAGAGGGAGAUGGAAAUGUGAACUCUGGAAAAAUGACAAGAUGCUGACAUCUGCUGAGCUCUUCCUGAGGAUUGAGAAAGUUCCAGUGGACAUCUGGCUUUGGGUUGCCGUCAGCAGUGGAGCUGUGGUCUUCAUCUUGCUCCUUGUUAUUGUCAUCAUAGCCAUUCGCAGAUACAAAAAGAUGAUAAUGUACAGGCGACGCAAGACCAGGUUCUGCUGCUGUAAAAAUCCCCAGCCAAAAGGAUUCUACAAGACCUGAGGAUCUUCUACUUUUCAUAUUUAUAACUGAUGUUAUAAAUAACCAUUUUGAUGUAUAGCUGUCUGAAUACAACCUUCCAUGCCAGUGACUGCCUUCAUUGUGCAGAUGAUGUGGUAUUUCUUUUUUUUAAUCUUGUAUCAUACUCUCAUGACCACAUUGUAAAUAUUUGAACAUACUUGAUAAGAGGCAGUAUAACAGGCAGGAUAAAACAUAUGCUUGAUCUCUUUAGGUGUAAAUAACAUGAUACAGUAUGUGAUGUUAUGUCCUAGAACAUUGAACCACUAGAAAAAAACAUUCAAUAAAAUGUAAUUGAAGCUAGGCAUUGUGAUAUGCUAUGCAUUUUAGAUUACAACUUUGUCCACAAUGCCAAACAUACCUCAUUACAAUCUCUUGAAUAUACUGCUGUUUUUUCUUUUUUUUUUUAAGAUGACCACCUUGCUUACUUAUCUCCUAUGCUCUGAAUAGUCUAUGAAAUGUAUAUAUUAACUUUUUUUUUUUUUUAUUUUAUUUUCUGGUAAUUCUUAAUAAAAAAGAAAAAAAAAGAAAGAAAAAUACUAAUAAUGUACAAUAAAUUACUGUAUGAAAAAAAUAAUUGUGCAUGGAUGUACCUGGAGUUUUGUACAUUUGACCCUCCUCUAACACAUGAGAAGACCUUUACUCAACACUAUGCCUGCUGGAUGACGGGGACAAUGAUGGUCACUGCUGGACUGAAGAGGUGUUUAAAUUUGUGAAGUUCUCAAACUGACAGGAUGAUCAGAUUUUUUGGCAGUAAUCUUCUGUCUUUGCUCAAACAUCUCAGGCCUGGAACAUCCCAGCUGACUCUUAUCAGCUAUUAUAAAACUGACAGGUCCGGUCCUGGAUGGUCAGUAGCUAUGUUUAUUCACAAUAAAGCACAGCUAUGACCACUAAGCUACUAUUUGUAUCACUGUGUAGCACCCAUAGCUGAUUUUUGAUGCUUUGCAACAUUCUGUGUCGAUUCACAUCGUGCCUAACAACACUCUUCAGCCAUGACUAUAUUCACAAUAUACUCCAGAUGUUUUUUUUUUGUUGGUUUUUUUUUGCUCCAUUUCAUUGUUUUUGGUUUUCACCUCCAAAAGCUGGUUUGGGACCAUUUAACUAUCCCUUGUCCUUAUGUACCCAUUCAGUAUUUACAGUACCUUGCUUCGGGGUUUAUGUUCUUCAUGGUCACUUCAUAGGCUGGAUCUACAGAUCUGUCUACCAUUGUUAAAUGUUCUGUCAGGCUUUGCUCCUAAUUUUACCAUGGUAACCAUAAGCAGUGUCGUCUAGGGCAUACGCCGUUUGCCCACCUAAACGCCCUCUUUCUUAGGAUUUUUUGUAUGCCCACCUAAAAUAAGUGAUGAUACGUAUGGCUGCCAUUAUCUACUAACGCGAUGCAGCAGCACCGUUGAGUGAAUAUUAUUAUAAUAAUAAUUUUAUAAAGUGUAAAGAGAUUAUCUCUAAACGCGCAUGGAGCAGCAGGAGGCGGGAGCUCAACUGAUGGAACGGGCAAGACAGACAGUCCGACUAAGCUGAUCCACCAAUCAGAACGUUCAUUUCAGACGCGAGUAGAUAUUUGCUAACCAAUCAUACUUUCUGUUUCAGUAAGGGGCGGGACGU